Molecule: messenger RNA, 252 nt
Organism: Aphanomyces invadans
Lineage: Eukaryota; Oomycota; Saprolegniomycetes; Saprolegniales; Verrucalvaceae
Exons: 1
Coding region: 1-252 (83 amino acids)
Source: RefSeq, a predicted model, not a curated record
AUGGGAGCGACGGUGCCAGUCGUGGUUGCGAUCAUCGCGUCAUUCAAGAUUCGACAACCCCGAGCCAUCAAGCACAUGGCCCUGCCAUCCUUCCUCUUCCCAACCAGCGCGACCAAAGCAAACACAUCAAGGGCAUCGUCCAUUACAGGCGACGUCGUAUUCAACGUCAAGCGCCUCCGACGGCGUAUCAGCUCUGCCGAAGACAGAGUCCCGACUACGCCGCCACCGUACCCGACACGCCACCAGUUUUAG